Messenger RNA from Parastagonospora nodorum SN15, 585 nucleotides. RefSeq lists its product as hypothetical. The coding region runs from base 1 to 585 and encodes 194 amino acids. The record is from RefSeq and is a predicted model, not a curated record. NCBI's taxonomy places the organism in Eukaryota, Fungi, Ascomycota, Dothideomycetes, Pleosporales, Phaeosphaeriaceae. The transcript is spliced from 2 exons.
AUGCACGUCCUGUCAGAGCUCCGGAACCCCCUCUUCGACACUCCAGAUCGUCAACGCGCACUGAGAGCACUCCAGAUGUCGCGCCUGCUUCGCGAGAACAACGGCGCAAAAGCAUGGCAAGCCGUACGGAACAUGAUCGACCGCGCGAUCUCGGAGCAUAACUCGUCCGCACCCGAUUCAUACGCAAGCCCACCGCUGGAAGAUCCGUCUAACGACAAGUUCCGUGUGUUUCCCGCGAUGGGGGCGAUUCCGAGUUACGCUAUCCAAGUCUCUUCUGGCACGUACACACCAGACCCCAUCACUACUGACCCGCAGCAAGUCCAACCAGAUCCGGAUCUUCUUCCUCCGAUGCAGCAACAUCAAAGCAUGCAGAACACUGAGCCGGAUCCUGUGCAGAACCUCGUGCAACCGAAUUGGGACGACUUCAAUCUUAACAACAUCAUCAAUAUGGCAGGCGAUAUUGAGCCGGCGCCGGGCAUCUUGCCGGACUUUGACUUUGGCUUCUGGGGCGAUCCUUUCAACUAUGAGAAUGAACCUGCUGCCAUUCCUGUUGAGGGCAGCUACUUCCCAACAUGGCCCGCCUGA